CCAGUUCAGAGCACACUGACUGUGAACACUUGCACUGAGACAGAGGAAACCUCAAGCACUUUCUGACAUGACCCAGCAAAGGUGAACAACGCGAUGGGAGUUCUGCUGAGAAAGUGACAGGAGGCAUAUCGACGAAAAGGAAGUUUAGAAAACUAGAAGUUAAUAUUCUCUCGAUAGUGUCACAUCUAAGAAUAUUGUUUUGACUCAUCUUAAAACCAAAAGCGCGGUUUAUGGUUUGCUGAUAGCUAGCAUUGGUUGGGCAACAUUCAUCAAGUUCAUAACCGGGGGAACAGAGGCAGGAUGUACUAUGAAGAAAAAGCUAAUUCACACAAGCCACGUUAUGGAACCAUUCAGGACGAUGAGAGGCUCUCGGCGGAGGAGAUGGACGAGAGGAGACGACAGAACAUCGCCUACGAGUAUCUCUGUCACCUGGAGGAGGCCAAACGGUGGAUGGAGGCGUGUGUAGAGGAGGAGCUGCCCUCCACCACAGAUCUGGAGGAGGGUCUGAGGAACGGAGUCUACCUUGGAAAACUGGCCAAGUUCUUUGCUCCCAAGAUGGUGUCUGAGAAGAAGCUCUAUGACAGGGACCAGGCUCGCUACAAGCGCACAGGACUUCACUUCAGACACACAGACAACACAGUGCAAUGGCUACGGGCCAUGGAGUCUGUAGGGCUGCCUAAGAUAUUCUAUCCUGAAACGACAGAUGUGUACAAUCGCAAAAACAUGCCCAAGGUGGUGUACUGCAUACACGCGUUAAGCUUAUACCUGUACAAACGGGGCAUUGCCCCACAGAUCCAGGACCUGCUGGGGAAAGUGGCCUUCACAGAGGAGGAGAUCAGUAACAUGCGGAGCGAGCUGGAGAAAUACGGCAUUCAGAUGCCAACCUUCAGCAAGAUAGGAGGCAUCCUGGCCAACGAGCUCUCGGUGGACGAGGCAACCUUGCACGCUGCUGUGUUUGCCAUCAACGAGGCGGUGGAUAAGGGUGAGGCGGCUGUGACCAUAGGGACAUUGAAGAACCCCAACGCUAUGCUGAGGAACACUGGGGAAGAUCUGGCCCAGGACUACCAGGACACUCUUAGCCGGGCCAAGGCCAGCAAGGAGCUCCAGGCCUCAGGCAGGCGCUUGUCCAUAGCCACAGAGGAGAGAGAUGUUUAUGAGGAGCUGCUGACCCAGCAAGAGAUCCAGAGCUGCGUCGACCUUGUUAACAUGCAGGUGGCGGUGCGGCAGGUGAACCAGGCCAUCUCUGCCCAGAAUGAGGCUGCGCUGCUAGUUGGGCUCAAGGUGCUGGCCCUGGGGCUGCUGGGGGUCCAAGAGGCCAACUCUCACUGGUACCUGGAGCACUUCACCACCUACUGCCAAGUCCAGACUCGGGUCAGUAAGGACAGUGGUCAAAUGGUGGAGGCACGUCUAGACGCUGGAGGUGCAGUGAUGCUGGAGAGGGAGGAGAUUCAGAGGGUGGUCAUAUCCUGUAACGACUUUGCUGAGGCAGAGAAACGAAAACUGGAGGCCAUUACAGCGAUCAACUCUGCCAUUCGUCAUGGAGUAGCAGCAGAGACUAUAGAGGAGCUGAUAAACCCAGAGGCCCAGCUCCCCAUAGUCUACCAGACUGCUGCCAACCUCUACCAGACCGAACUGUUCAGCCUGCAGAUACAGGGACCAAAGGCAGGCCUGGGGCAUGAGGAGCUGUCUGUUGCAGUGGAGAUGCUGUCUGCAGUGGCGGUGCUCAACGAGGUCCUGGACACCAAGGAACCCCAGGCCGUCACUGAACAGCUUUCUGACUCUCCUCUGGGCUUCAGCAACAUGGACCACGACAACCUGCACAGGUACGCAGACACUCUGAUCAGCCUCAGAGCCGACAGUCUGUCCCGCGGCCUGGAGUUCCUCACCUGGAAUGAUGUUCAGAAGACCAUCGACACAGUCAAUCUGCAGGUCCACGAGGAACACGAGCGUAUUAUUGCUAUAUCUGAGAUCAAUGAGGCACUGAGCUCUGAUGACCCUAACCAGACCCUCUCUGCCCUGCUCCUGCCCACGGCCAAACUGCAGGGAGUCAACCCAGCCACAGCCAAACACUACCACGACGUCCUGCAGAACACCAAGCUAAUCAUCUGCAAGGUCUUACCUCUGGACACAGAGGAAAUGAGCUCAGGGGAUGAGUCUGCUGUGCUGUGGCUCAAUCAGAUCCAAGAAGGCAUACACACAGCCAACCAAGAUGAAGAGGAGGCUCUGACAUUGGCUGGAGCAGUGGCAGACAUCAACAGGGAGGUGGCAGCGGGAGACUCCCAAAUGACCCUGCAGGCCCUCCAAUCACCCCUGCCAGGGCUGAGAGGGGUUCUGUCUGAGUGUGCAGACACCUACCAGACACAGCUGGGCCAGCGCCAGGACCUCAACGUUACUACUGCAGGCAGCAGUGACAGUGUGUGGGUGAAACACCAGAUCAAGGGAGGUUAUGACUACUACUACAACCUGGAGAACAGAGAGGGGACCUGGGAGGAGCCAGAGGACUUCACACACAACAGCACACAGCUCCGCAGAGAGGAAAUACAGAGUGUGGUUGGAGGUGUGACAGCGGAGUAUAACAGGGAGCAGUUAUGGUUGGCCAACGAGACCCUGGUAACUCAGCUACAGGCUCGGGUUAGAGGUUACCUGGUGAGGAGAGCUCACGCCGAGAGACUGGAUUUCCUACGACAACAAGAACCACACGUGGUCCGACUACAGGCCUCCUGGAAGGGCUAUAAACAGAGGAAGAUGUACAAAGACAGAAUGAAUGUGCUACAAAGCAACGUGGGGACUGUCGUCAAGCUUCAGUCGUUUGUUAAAAUGUGGCGAGCCAAAAGUAAAUACUCUCAAAGACUGCAGUAUUUCAAAGACCAUGAGAAAGACAUAGUGAAGAUCCAGGCUUUCCUCAAGGCUAACAAAGCCAGAGACGACUACAGAACACUCACCGGGGCUCAGGACCCUCCUCUGUCGGUGGUGCGUAAGUUUGUUCACCUGCUGGAGCAGAGCAGCCUGGACCUACUGGAAGAACAGGAAGUGACACGGCUUAGGGAGGAAGUGGUCACUAAGAUUCGCUCCAAUCAGCAGAUGGAGAAAGACCUCAACCUGAUGGACAUUAAGAUUGGCCUGCUGGUCAAGAACAGGAUCACCCUACAGGAUGUGGUUUCCCAUAGUAAGAAGCUGACGGUGAAGAAGAGUAAAGAAGAGCUGGCUGCAGGGGACAGGCAGGGCAUCAAGGCACUGAGCAAAGACAAGAGGAAGAAACUAGAGGCUUACCAGCACCUCUUCUACCUGCUGCAGACCAACCCUUCAUACCUGGCCAAGUUAAUCUUCCAGAUGCCCCAGAACAAGUCUACUAAGUUCAUGGACACAGUGAUCUUCACCCUGUAUAACUAUGCCUCCAACCAGAGAGAGGAGUACCUGCUGCUCAAACUCUUCAAGACCGCACUGGAGGAGGAGAUCAAGUCCAAGGUGGAUCAGAUCCAGGACAUUGUGACUGGAAACCCCACGGUCAUCAAGAUGGUGGUGAGCUUCAACCGUGGAGCCCGUGGUCACAACACGCUGAGGCAGCUGUUGGCACCUGUGGUCAAGGAGAUCAUCGAGGACAAGGGCCUGGGCAUCAACACCAACCCUGUGGAAGUGUACAAGGCUUGGGUCAACCAGCUGGAGACCAACACUGGAGAGGCCAGUAAACUGCCUUACGAGGUGACCCCGGACCAGGCCAUGUCACACGAGGAAGUACGUGCCAAGCUGGAGUCCUCCAGUCGGGCGCUGCGGACAGCCACAGACAAAGUGCUCAACUCCAUCGUGUUGUCACUGGACAACAUCCCCUAUGGCAUGAGGUACGUUGCAAAGGUCCUGAAAAAUUCACUUCAUGAAAAGUUCCCAGAUGCUACAGAGGAUGAGUUGUUGAAGAUUGUAGGGAACCUGCUGUACUACCGCUACAUGAACCCAGCCAUAGUGGCUCCAGACGGCUUCGACAUCAUAGACAUGUCAGCCGGAGGUCAGCUCCACUCUGACCAGCGUCGCAACCUGGGCUCCGUGGCAAAGAUGCUGCAGCACGCCGCCGCCAACAAGCUGUUCGAGGGAGAGAAUGCCCACAUGACCCCCAUGAACAACUACAUCUCCCAGACCUACCAGAAGUUCAGGGUGUUUUUCCAGGCGGCGUGUGACGUCCCUGAGCCGGAGGAGAAGUUUAACGUGGAUGAGUACUCUGACAUGGUGACUCUGUGCAAGCCUGUCAUCUACAUCUCUAUAGAUGAGGUCAUCAACACACAUUCGCUAGUGUUGGAGCACCUGGAAGCAAUCUCCCCCGACCACAACGACCUGCUGCAUGAGCUGUUGCAGGACCUAGGAGACAUGCCUGACGUGGAGGCACUGCUGGGUGAAGGGGUGGUGGAUCCUAACAAUCCCAACAAGGAGAGCACCCUGAGUCAGCUGGCAAAGACUCAGAUCUCCCUCAGCCUCACUAACAAGUUUGAGCUGCUGGAAGGCGAUGACAAGGACACGAAAGGCCUGAUGAUGAAAACUAAGAAGCUGAUAAUGGAUGUAAUCAGGAUCCAGCCAGGAGACACUCUCCCAGAGACCCUGGAGACCCCAGCCUCUGGCCUCCAGGAGCGUGAGCAUGCUAAGGUGGUGGAGCUGCGUGCAGUGCAGGACGCCCAGGCCCCAGAGGGGCUGAAGAGCAGCCAGGCAGUGCUGGAGGACAGACAGCUGCCUCUAGAGCAGAAGAAGAGGAAGAUCCUCCGCAAUCUCCGAACCCUGGAGCAGGCUGGCCUCGUCACCACUGGCAACAAGUACCAGGAUCUCAUCAACGACAUCUCCAAGGACAUUCGUUACCAGAGGCGUUACAGACAGAGGAGGAAGGCAGAGCUAGUGAAGCUCCAACAGACACUGAGUGCGCUCAACUCAAAGACAGCCUUCUAUCAGGACCAGACCAACUACUAUGACACUUACAUCAGGACCUGCCUUGACAACCUCAACAGGAAGAACGCGCGGCGGUCCAUCAAGCUGGACAGGAAGGUGGAGGAGAAGGGCAGUACGAAGUGGAAGCAUCAGUCUCUGAAGUACACGGCGGCCCGGCUGCAUGAGAAGGGAGUGAUCCUGGAGAUAGAGGGGCUGCAAACCAACCAGUUCAAAAAUGUCAUGUUUGACAUCUCGCCCAGUGAGGAAGUUGGGGACUUUGAGGUGAAGGCCAAGUUUAUGGGAGUUGAGAUGGAAAAAGUCCAACUCCAUUUCCAGGACCUGCUCCAACUUCAGUACGACGGAGUGGCAGUGAUGAAGAUGUUUGACAAGGCCAAAGUCAAUGUCAACCUGCUCAUCUUCCUCCUCAACAAGAAGUUCUAUGGAAAAUAAACCAAAUAUAGAGGAAGGGUAAAGAUAUGGAGGAGGACAUGGGUGUGAAAGGAUUGUAUACCUUCUGACAAAGUAUUGUUUGUUAAAGGAGCCAUUGGGAUAGGAAGUUUGAAUGGUGUUAUGUAUGUCUGACUGAAUAUGAUUUGGUUUCAAUUUAUAGCAUGUCUAUCCUCAGGCUCACAUACACACAUCCUCAGGCUGGUGAGCCACAAACACACACAAAGGGUUGUUGGUUUUAUUUGAUGCAGUUUUGAUUGAUCUUGUAUUGUCAUGUUAUAUCUGUUUCAUUAUUUUGUUUAUGUUCAGUUUUCCACUGGGAGAUUGUACAUGGAAUAUAUUUUUUUAAGGUAUAUUGUAAUGAAAUCUACAUUUUAUAUGUAGAAGUUCUAUAAAGACAACACUGUUAUUGUCACUGAAAAAUGAAGUAUGUUUGCAACAAGAUGUGUACAAUGCACUACUGCCUAAUAGACAGAAUGGGAGUUUAGACAGUAGUACAAUUCCUGUCCAGCUAUAUACAGUAGCCAGCAUGGAUUGUCUGGAAGUGGUUAAUAAUCAGUGUAUUUUUAAUCCACAUACAGUACAUUGGGAAGCUGUGCAUCUUUUAAAGUCUAUUAAUUAACAUGCAUUUCUAGAGUUUCGCUGCUUUUUACACAUAAUGUACCGUCCAGUAUACAUUUAAAUAAUUUCUAAUGUUUUAAUGAGUUUAAUAAAAAUACAAAUAUAUAUAUUA
Molecule: messenger RNA, 6079 nt
Organism: Oncorhynchus nerka (sockeye salmon)
Lineage: Eukaryota; Metazoa; Chordata; Actinopteri; Salmoniformes; Salmonidae
Product: ras GTPase-activating-like protein IQGAP1
Exons: 39
Coding region: 301-5349 (1682 amino acids)
Biological process (GO): regulation of GTPase activity; mitotic actomyosin contractile ring assembly actin filament organization
Cellular component (GO): cell cortex
Molecular function (GO): GTPase activator activity; actin filament binding; calmodulin binding
Source: RefSeq, a predicted model, not a curated record